Porites lobata is the source of this 10405-nucleotide messenger RNA. The record is from the annotation of a GenBank genome assembly. Lineage: Eukaryota; Metazoa; Cnidaria; Anthozoa; Scleractinia; Poritidae.
UGAUCCCCACACCUUCAAAAUACUACCAAACAUCGAAAAUGCAAAAAAGAGUGUUAUUUUCGAGCUGAAAUAUUAUUAACAGAAACUCUUGGAGUUAAUCUACGCUAUGUCCAUACGAGAAACUCCCAGAGGUUCGGACGAGAACCUCUACAGCGCUUCAACAGAUAGCUUUUGGGACGUGGGCAAUUUCAAACGAACAGUCAAACGGAUCGACGAUGGUGCGAAAUUAUGCGACGAAUUUAUGAAGCUCGUCGUUGAACGAGCUAACAUUGAAGCCAAAUACGCGUUUAAGUUGAAAGCUUGGUCUAAGAAAUGGGAGGAAUGCGUAAAAAGCGGUCCAGAGUAUGGAACGAUGGAGGCUGCCAUGCUUGGGGCAGUGACGGAGGCUGAGUCAAGGGCUGAAAUUCACAUGCACUGCCGAGAUAAGCUAAUCGACGAAGUCCACGAGUCCAUAAAGAAGUGGAAAAAUGAAAAUUACCAUAAAGGAAUAUUUCAGUGGAAAGAGACGAAAGAAGCUGACGAUGGUUUUACAAGGGCGCAAAAGCCGUGGGCGAAACGCUUAGCAAAAGUUGAACGUGCAAAGAAAGCUUACCAAAAUGCCGCAAGGAUCGCUGAGCAGGCUUCGAAGAUGGAAACCGAAGCCGGUCAUGACGCAGACAAGCCUGCAGAUAAACUGAAAAAGUUACAGGACGCUACAGAAAAAGCGAAACGAGAAAUGGAGAAAUGUAGAGAAAAAUAUGAACUUCGACUCGAGGAAAUUACUGCUUAUAAUUCUCAAUAUGAGCGAGAUAUGAUUCAAGAGUUUGAAAGAUGUCAAGAGAAUGAAGACACAAGACUAACGUUUUUUAAAGACGUUCUUUCUCAGUAUCACAAAUGUUUGGAUAUCUCGGAAAGCCCAGAGUAAGUAUAACUUUUCUUUUUUGUUUAUUAAUUCUUUAGGAAACCGAAAUUAAUUGAUGAAAUUGUUUUAGAAUUAGGCUUAAAUAGCCUGUUGCAAAUUAAUAGAAGCUUAAGUCUUUAAAGCCCAUUUGGUACAUGAACAAAUUAACUAGUGUACAGUUUGUUGUCUUGUAGACAUUUUAAUUUGCUAAAAUUUUAACUAUUUCUACUAAUAUGUAUUGCUUUUGGUAUUUCCUGGGUUAAUAAUUAAUCCUGUGUACAAUAAUUAUUAUUGUACACAGGAAGUGAAAGAAAUAAGUGACUUAUAGCUUCAUUGUCUCCAUGCAUUUGUCUUGAAUUAACUUUAAUGUCGUGGUAAAAAGACUGUGAGUUUUAGAAAAAACAUAUCAUGUUUUGCCUUCAUUUGUGAUUACAAAAGCAUGUGUACAGAAACCAGCUGUUUUAUGUUAUUAUCUAUUAUAUUCAAUUUGCUGCUAGUUUGCAAAUAAUUUUAUUGAAGUUCUAAAACAUGUUAAUAUGUAACACAUGUGAAGAUAUUAGGAUCAUUUAUUUGAGGAAAAAUAAGACGCGUCCUAAAUAAGACACAAACUCUCCCGUGUAAAUGGCACACUUCUCUGAAAUUUACCUAAGACGCGUCUUAUCUAAGACCAACCCUUAACACCUGUUCUUCGAUAAGAGGCGUCUUAGCUAAGUUGCGUCUUAAUGUGCCGUUUAUACAGGAUAGUUUGUGUCUUAUUUAGGACGUGUCUUAUGUAAGACGCAUCUUAUUUUUCCUCAUAUAAAUGGCGCUAUUGUGAAACAAAAUUGACUAGUUUGUGGUCUUAAGCAAAAUUUGUGGUUUUAAUGGUCAUUCCAAGCUAUCCUUGGAGCCUUUACAUUUUCUCUAAACUCAACCCUAUUAAAAAUACGCAGCCCAUUUAUAAGCCCCCCUCCCCCUCCUGGUGUCCAUACUUAUGGGGUUUGACUGUGUUUCUUUUUGUAUUUCUAGAGCACAGAAUCAUUUUCUAUGUAAACUUUGUUGGUCUUUGCAUUUAUCAUAUUUCAGAGUGGACAGACUGCAAAUUAUAUAUAGUAGUUGCUAAAAAAUAUAUAUCUACGUGUCGCAACUGUUCAUCGGUAGGAUGCCUAAAAUGCGUGCAAUUCCACAAUUGGUUUUGGCUCCAUUAAAUAUUAUACCAACGGCAGAACAUUUUAGGAAGAGCCACCCACCAUCUGAGCACAGUCACAGACAACACAUAUAAGUCAGGAAAAUAAUGCAAAGUAAAAUUAAGACGUUAAUUAACGAACUAAAUGUACAUGUCAAUUACAUAAAUAAAGAAAUAAUGCGCGCGCUCAAAAUAAAAUUGUAUGAGCACACGUACCAAGAUACAACUGAAACGCAUAUUUGAAGGUUAGAUGCACAAAAUGUGAUGCAUGAUUUUGUGAUUAGAUGCCCAAUUCUCACAUAAGACAUGACAACCAGCUUACAAGUGCAAAGUUCUAUAAAGUAAACCAACUCUCACACUUUCAACAGUCAGACUCUCAGUGAAUGUGUUUGUUUUUGUAAAAUGUUGUAGUUGUAGGGUGCAUUUAUUAUUUAUUAUUUAUUAUUUAUUAAUUACUUUAUUAUAAAUUCAUUGUAAUGUACCGAACUUGUGGGGCACAAAAUAGCUCGUUUAAAUUAUAAAUCCUUCUUUUACUUAAAUCACCAUCUGCUCGUACAUUUCCUCUCCGACCAAUCUCAACAAAAGGUGAUUUUGCAUUACUCUCUUUUUCAGCUACUACGAUUUCAAAUGUCAAUCAAAAAAAAGGAUAACACUAAUAUGAUACUAAAAGAGUCACAUCCGGUUUAAAUGAGUGUCACGACAUUUCCGGUCACGUUUCGGUCAGUAAUAUGUAUCAGGAUAAUUUUAAUGAUUUCACUUUGUCAGCUUUCAAUCCUCAUAAUUAAUUAGGAAUUUAAACAGUAGUAAGAUAAUAAUUUUGAUUCUCUUACAGUACUUCUGUCAUGUGAAUUCCCCCCCCCCAAAAAAACUUCAAUUGCCUGUCAGCCAAGUUAAGGAUAGAUGUUACUAGCCCAGUUGCAAAUCCACUAGCCCUGGGCUAUCAGCCACAACUUUCUAUGCACACUGCCUUUUAUGUUUUUUAAGUCAUGCAGUGGGUCUCUGACGUAACCUUCUGUGAAAUUUUGGAGAAAAUCUAGAGUGAAUCUAAAUUUUAGAGAAAAACUUCUAUAAAUGUUCAGUUGCUACUUUUUUUCAAAAAAAGAUAAUUUGAAUCUCAACAAUAAUAUUUUUUUUAUUACUAACAAAGGAAGAAUGUCAUGCUUCUUGGGUUUCUUACCCGACAUAUUCUUUUAUGUGAUAAUAAAAAGUAGUCUGCUAAUUCUUACUUUUUUCGUCUUUUUUUUGUGCCUCAGGUUUUCGGGUGUUUUUGUCAACAUGAGCUUGACUUUUCAAAAAGCAGAUAUGCAGGCUGAUUUGGACUGGUGGUCACGCAAUCAUGGAACAGGCAUGCCACAAAACUGGCCAGUCUUUGAGGUAUUGAACGUACUCUUUUGCACUGUUUUGCCUAUUUUAUAGUUGGACAAUACAAAGUGGUGUUUUGGUGUGUAUUUCUUUGGGAAAAUUUUUUCUUCUGAAGUUUGAUUAAUUAUAAAUUUUCUAAUUCCCUUAGCCCUUACUCAUGAGCAGUAAUAAAACACGUUGUGGGUGGCUCCUCCUAAAAUGUUCUACAAUUGGUGUAGGAUUUAAUGGAGCUGAAACUAAUAUUGUUGAAUUGCACACAUUUUAGGCAUCCUACUGAUGAACAGUUAUGACUGUUAGAUUUUUCAAGCAAUAACAGUUUACCGUUUGUCCUCUUUGAAUGGUUAUAAAAAAUGGUGAUCAAUUCCCCUACAAACAUGGCAAAAAACAUCAAGAUAGUAACAAAAUGAAUAUCGAGUCCUUAUGCAAAACAGUGUAUAAUGUUCAGGGCUGUCGCUAAUGUUUCAAGUUGCCGGGUAUAUGUGAUUGGUAGGAGAGGAAGUGUACAGGAAGGAAGUUCUUCUGGUUCCAUUUUCCUUUUGUUUCCUAUGAGAGUAGCCGGGGUUCAUGCUCAUAGUAGCCAGGGAAAUCCCCAGCCCCCGGCUCUUAGUGACAGCCCUGAAUGUUAUUUACCUCAUUCAUGAGCAAGAAAGUACAAAAACCCAUGUUAUACAUGUAUCUUUUCCAGGCCUUUUUUCUUCCCUAGUGAUGUUAUUAGAUGUUACAAAAUAUAUUCCUCCUGUAUUGAUCUUGGUCGUGAUUUCCAUAAAAAUCAAAACUAUAAUUUAAUCCUCAAAUGUGAUUGGGCACCGGCUGUCCUGAUUUUGGCAUUAAUAGGACAUCUUUUUUUUGUGCAUGACUGAUUAGACAGUGCACACAAUCGUAAGCACACAAAACUUAAUUUGGUCUAAUUUGGUCUGUAAUCAUACUCAUAAAAUGAACAAAUCAGACUCUCCCUAUGUUAUUACAGACUGAACUGGACUCCACUCAGUCAUCUUACCAUUAUCGAUUACAUGAAAGUGGAACUGCAGUUUUUUCAACUUCCCACCCAUCCCAUGUAGUGGCAAAUUCUUCAUUCAGUGACAUCCACUGUGGUUAUAUUCCCACCACUCGGUAUGGGAGGGAGGGAAGCAUAGCAUAGCCCCAUAGCAUUUUUUAAUAUUAGAGUUUUGAUGUUAUUUUAUUACAUAUUAGACGGACAGUUCGUAGUCACUAUAUAUGUAGUUAGCUAUUCUUAUCCACAGAGCCCAAGAUAAGCAGUGGUCACUGAACACAGUGUUAAUUUUUGCUUUCACUCUAGCCAAGGCAAAAAUAACCCUUAUUAGUAUUUACGAAAUCAGUGAAUAGCAAUUUUUGCGCAUUUUGAUUGGCUCCCAUUACUCGAAAUAUCCUUGGCUAUUCACUAUUUUGGGACUGGAGCCAAGAUGGUGUCUCCCUUUCGAGACAUUUGCGAAAGACGAAACUUGAGCAAUAAAUAAAGCAGUCAUACAAACAAAUACCACUUUGUCUCGUCCGUGUUUACUGGCAGGUAGAAUUUGCAACAAAAGUGGUAAAAAUCACUUGACAAAAUCCCCAAAAUGUUUGUAAAUUGUAAACAAAGUUCCUACUAGGUGACAUUUUUAAGUUACAAAAAGUUAUUGUCUUUAUUUUUAUCCAACUGAUUUGGUAAAUACUAAAACAACUAUCCCCCUCCUGGUUUGUGAACAGCGUCUCGGUAUAUCCACCACUAUUCACCUCCCCUUCGGGGGAUAGUUGUAUAUCAUUCUUGUUAGAGUGAUCCUUGUUUUAUGCCCUGUGUAGGAAGGAAAGUUUGCCAUUAAAGAGCUGCAAAACAGAAAAACAUAUAAAAAACAUCUCACAUCUCAAAGAAAAAAGGAAAUAAAAAGCAAUGUAUCAACUGAGGUGCUUAGCAUUGAGGGGUCACUCCACAAACCUGAAGUUGUUCAUUUUGAGGCGCAUAACCAAGAUAGAGAGAAAGACUCAUUUGAUCUUAUCAAUUUAAACUCAGAACACAGCAUUCAGAGAGGGUCAUUUAGUAGCAUUGAGUCAAACAGUAGAAAUGGUGAGUUACAUGUAAAUGAAAGGGUUGUGAAUGAUGUAGGAGAGCCCCAAGAUAGAUCACUUUCAUCCAGUGUUCGUACUGUGCGGGAGACAUGUGGCAGUGGUACAGAAGCAGUUUAUUGUACAAUUGUAGAUAUUACAAGUAGUGAUCAGACAGAUAGUGGAACUAGGUCAAAGGAAAUCAAGGCUGCAGAGCAUGCAAGUCCAAAACAGGUUUCAAAUUUCAUAUCCAGUGGCACUACCUGUGCAUCAAAUCAAUUCCGUACAGGUGUCAUACAUAAUUUGGAGGAGACACAAGACAGAGAUAUUGUAGGUAUGACUAGAAACGGAGAGGUCAAUACAGAGUUCAUUUAUUGUGAGAUAAUGGAUAUGACAGUCACACCUGAGGUAGUUAGUGAUCUUCAGCUAACAGAAUUCCAGCAGUUAGACUGCAAAGCAUCUUUACAGGCCAGUGUUACACAGUCAGACUUGGUUUCAUCAGUCAGUAAAAAGCAUUUGCAGGCAGACAGUUAUCAGGUGAGGGUCAAAUGGUUAUUGAGUAAAACCACCCUAUUUUUCAUUUUUGGAACUAUGAAACCACAAACUUUGUACCUUUUAAUGACAGGCUCGUGUGAUAAGAACUUUUAGUUUGGCCCAAAAAUCUUGUAUGCUCAAAAUCAGAGGGAGUCGAGGAUGUAUUCUUCGGUGAUAUGCUGAUAAAUUAUGGUGAAUAUGUGAACAAUGAUUUAGAGGUAGCACAUCCACAAAGUGCUUCAUCACCUACCAUUCCUUAUCGAUUGGAAUUUGGCAAAAACUGGCAUACCUGGGGAAAAACCACUCUGAGCAAACAAGAUAACCAACAACAAACUCAACCCACGUAAUUAUGGCGUCAAUGCCAGGUUUGAACCUGGACCUCAUUGGUGGAAGGCGAGCGCUCCUACCACUGCACCACCCUAGCUCCUCUGAUGGGUAUAUUAAUUAAGCAGUUUUUACGGUCAGUGAUGUUCCACUAGCUGUAAAAAGUUUUUUUUGUUGUUGUGAGUUGAGCCCUUCAUUUCCAUUUUUGUUGUUGUGAUGUUCUUAUAGGAGUACAAUGAAGUACCACUUAAACGGUCCUCAACACGAAGUCAUGGGCAUGCAGCAGCAUAUCCUGGCACACAGAAUCACAUUGAAGACAAUACCGAUUACUCUCACAAAAAUGAAACGUAUGUUUGGUUGUACUUAUUGAAAUGUAUUGGCCAUUUAAAUCCUUUUUCAGUGUAAAGACUUAAAUGCACACCAUCUUCUUAGGGAACUUGAUGUAAUGCGUAAGUUAGGGUUGCCAUUUUCUGGUCAAACAACAAACUGCAUGAUUUUUAAUUUAUUACAAACAUAAACUCCAUACAAGUUACUUGGAGAUGUUGUGGUUCAAUUUUAUCCUUAGUUUAAAUUUUUUUUCAUAAUAUAUGAUAAUGAGUUUUAAACAAAGGGAAAUAAAUUUAAGCCAAGGACAAAAUUGAACCACAACUUAACAGAGACUUCCUGCUUUUUUUAACCAGCAAUUGAUUCAUAGGAGGUAAUGCUCAGAACUUUUGUUGGGCCUUUGGACAUUAUGUGGGUUUGGGUUUAUUGGCCUAAUAGAACAUUUGGUGGCAUAAAAAUAAUAUUAUUGAACCUUAUUUUCACCUCCCCAUUGUGGGGUACCAGCAGCGGCUGCAUCUAACAGGUCUCAGUUGUUAUUACAUUGCAAUACUUGAUAUGGCAUGUUGGUAGCACAAUCCAGAGAAAAUGUCUAGGAAUUCCAUAUGAUCUUCGAUGUCAAAAAACUCUAUUUAACCAUUGCAGCCACAAAGAACAAGUUUGUAUGGUAUCCAACUUUGCUCCACCAUACUUACCUCAGUAAAAAAGAUAUAUUUCCCUGGUAGAUGGGAAAUCUGUUCAAUUGGCAGCAUUAAGGAAGUUAGAACUACAAAAAUCCAUGAUAGAAAUGUGACGGUGAAUUUUAAGCGUGGAGAAUACACUGAUGAGAAAGUUUUUAUUCCGUCAGUGGCACAGGCAGCUUGGAAGAAGAAAUCCGAGGUCUGUUCGACUCCUUUUGGGAGUAUUUGGAUUUUUUCUUGCGGGCGUCCUGUCUCACUGACGGAAUAACAUCCUUUUCAUUUAAAAAUCCAGUUUGUUUUUUGUAAACAGUAAGUGAAAGGAUAGUAAGAUCUUUUAUUGUUAUGAUUACUAUUUGUAAAUAGGCUUUUUAUCAUGAUUGUUGUAAUUUAUUAUUAUCAAUUUUGUUUUUAGAGGGCCACUAGGGAGAAUACUUUUCGUAGUAAUUGCUGUCACCCUCUUAAAAUAAAGGUUAUAUAAUGCACAUAAAAUUAGAAUGCAAAUUCUGAGUAACAUCGAGAUCUUGCGUCAGAAUAGUGUAUCACUCUAGGUAUUUGUCAAUACCAUUUUGAUUUCUUUUUCGUAGUGUUGAGCAUAAUCCAUUCAACAAUUACACAUCAACAUCAAAUGAUGACUUCAGUGACCAAGCUGGUACGGAUGAGUGGGAGCCGCCACCUGUAGAAGAUGCUGGUAUUCCAGUCAGGGCUUUGUACGACUUUCAAGGUAUUGAAGAUGAUGAGCUGAACUUCAAAGAAGGAGAUGUGCUCACUCAACUCUCUUCUCAAGAUGACCAGGGAUGGUGCCAGGGGAGAUUCCAAGGAAAAGUUGGGCAUUUUCCUGGCUCCUACGUUGAACCUCUGUAAGGAAAAACUGCUUGGUGUUUAUCGCAAUAGUAGGUCAUGUUACUCAGGAACUUGCAUCUAGGUUUCCUUGAAUCCUUAGACCCCGAAAGCAGAUCAUAACUACUUGAAAUGUAGUUGAAACAUCCAAAGUCUGCUAACAAGUUCGUAGGUCGGCUGAAGCAGUUUUUAUGAAGUCUACUCGGGGAUCAUUAUUUUGUGAGAAACUAUUAUAUGGAAGGUCAAAAUUAUUUAGCAUUUUUUCAUGAAUGAGUUUUUAGAAGGUUUGAGGUAUGUCAAGUGACACUCAAUUUAUGCUUGUAAUCUGAAUCUUCAGAUAAAACAAUAAUUAUUUUACAAUAGAAAUAGAGGUAUACCGGUAAACAGAGACGAACAGAGGAGCCUGCAUAAGAAGUGUUAUUUAACAAAUCACAGAAAUUGGAGAUGCUCCAUGCUCAUGUCUUGCGUUGUACUCAAUUAGACUGCUAGCUUUAUGCCUGGCUAAAUAAGGUGUGUUAUGCAGGGUUUUUGUGUCACAGCAAGGUAUUGUUGUUAGACUCGCUCUCGCUUGAAUCAGUCAAUGUAAACUGAAUAUAGUGUUGUAAUAUUUGUGGAGUUGUUAUUAAUAGUAAUGUUUCACUGAAGUGUAAUAUUUUGUAGAUUUUGUACUCCACAGUCAAAUCACUCAUGUUAUUAUUAUAUAAGUGUUUGAAUUUAAGCAAAGGUCUGAUAAAAUAAGUCAGAGCAACUGAAAAUACUGUAGAAUGCAAUGUUAUUAAUAUGGAAGUCAAUUUAUGCAAUAGAAAGUGGAAAGAUGGAAAUAGAAAAUGCGUUCUCUGUUUCAAGAGACUUACACACACCAGUAGAAUGUUCAGGCGAAAAGGCAAUAAAAUCCUGGUUGUAGCCAUUUAUUAAAUGCCCCACUCUUUCUAUGACAUUACUCUAAGAGAGGGGAAGGGGUAUGGGACUAUGGAACCUUAAGCCAAAACAAUACCAAGUCCAGCUGCCUUUUGCAGCCCCGUUCUAUAUUUAGCAACAAAAUCCCAGCUAGUAAAUUUAUUACCAUAGCUUUCUAGAAACUAGGAAAAAGAGUUUUCUAUUUCUUUUAUAGUAUAGCAGUAACACUGCAAAUAAUCUCUACAGCUGGCAAUGAUAUUAGUGGUGUUUGUUAUAUUUUGUUGUUUUCUUUGUUGUUGUUGUUUAUUUUUGUUGUAGCCCUUCUGAGAGAGGCUAUUUCAAGAAGGUUUUUGUGUUUAAAGCAUAGUACAUUUGAACCUUUUUUUUUCUUUCACUCCGAGGGUCAAUUUAUUAAAACUUUACAAGAGCAAUUUACUAGCGUAGCCAUUGGUUUAGAGGGUGAAAACAAUUUCUACACUUAAAAAUUACACUGUCCUGUAAAAGUUUUGUUAAAUUGACCCUUAGACAAAGUUAGGGCGAGAUUAUUUGCCACUCUGACUGGCUAACUUAGCUCUAAGUUUGUGAACGAAAUUUUAUGGGGUUGCCAUACUUACUACUUAUUUAGGAUUUUUAAAAAAAGAAAUUUGAUCUUGUGUUGUUUUUUCUUUGGUUUCUAAUGAGUGAUUUGAACCCUGUAGCUAUAAAAAUAACUUUGUUUUGUUUUCACAAGUGAAAGAUUAAAUUUGCGAACAUUAUGCUGGAUGAUCAGUACCCAAUAGAAACUUUUAGUAAAAUGUUAGGUAGCGUAAAACGUAGAACAUAGCUAUCAAGGAAUAAUAUGUUAACCAUUAGCAUAAUUUCAGUUAUUUUAUGUUGGAGAAACUAAAGAGCGCACGCUUCUCGUGCAUGAGUGAACUCUUGUCAGCGAUUAUUUUUAAGUCUUGCUUUGUGAUAGGGCACCGUGACAAGGUUCCUUUCUUCGUCAUUGUAACUUCUUAUACUUAGUAUAUAAUGUAAAGGUCAUACGAAAAUCUCCUAUAUGCCAAAAAUGAUGCUACCGUACUGUAUAAGGUGGCUGAAAUAGUGUACAAAAUAUUGCAUCAACGUGAAAUGUGAGGGAACGUCGUGCGCUGAGAAGGCGGAGUGGACAGUUGUUCCCCUCAUUCCUUCUACUCGAGGCUCGCUCUCAUGUACAAGUGCGUGACGUCCCUUUUGAGCGCCCAAACAUAAAGCAGCUUACAAAGCUAAGGUAAAGCCUUUAGGGGUAACAUGGUAACUAUUUUUAUAAUAAUGAAAUGAAAUUUAGCCUGAAAAACCUCUAACGCAGUAGGUUAGGGUAUUUAAGUUGCAGAAUAAAGCACCUCGAGG